AUGUCCAGUAGCAGGAACUCACAUCAUAGAAAGCUAAAUUUCAACGUCGGAGAGAAUUAUGAAGUGCUGGACGUGGUCGGUGAGGGUGCCUACGGUGUUGUAUGCUCUGCUGUGCAUAAACCGUCGGGUCAAAAAGUUGCCAUAAAGAAGAUAACUCCCUUUGAUCAUUCAAUGUUCUGCUUGCGUACUCUUCGCGAAAUAAAGCUCUUACGCUACUUCAAUCAUGAAAAUAUUAUAGCUAUUUUGGAUGUCGUGAAACCUGAAAGUUUAGAAAAAUUCAGCGAAGUGUACCUUAUACAAGAACUUAUGGAAACUGAUAUGCAUCGUGUUAUUCGCACCCAAGAGUUGAGCGAUGAUCAUUGUCAAUACUUCAUUUAUCAAACCCUUCGUGCUUUAAAAGCUUUGCAUUCCGCAAAUGUUUUGCACCGCGAUCUGAAGCCAAGCAAUUUACUUUUGAAUGCCAAUUGUGAUCUGAAGGUCUGUGAUUUUGGUCUUGCUAGGAGCGCAAAUUCUAGCGAUGAACAUAGCGGUUUUAUGACCGAAUAUGUGGCCACUCGAUGGUAUCGUGCGCCAGAGAUUAUGCUCACCUUCAAGGAAUAUACGAAGGCAAUCGAUGUUUGGUCCGUCGGCUGCAUCCUAGCGGAGAUGUUAAGCGGAAAGCCAUUAUUUCCUGGGAGAGAUUAUCACCACCAGCUUACCCUGAUUCUAGACGUUCUGGGAACACCCACCAUGGAAGAUUUCUAUGGUAUUAAAAGCAGAAGGGCACGCGAGUACAUCAGGACUUUGCCUUUCAAGAGGCGUGUUUCGUUCGCUCAGAUGUUUCCCGAGGCUAACACACUCGCGCUAGAUAUGCUUGAGAAAUUGCUUGCGUUUAAUCCUACAAAACGAAUAACCGUUGAAGAGGCGCUGAAACACCCGUAUUUGGAACCUUAUCAUGAUCCUGAGGACGAACCGGCAGCUGAUCCAAUCCCUGAAUCAUUUUUUGACUUCGACAAGCACAAAGAUCAGUUAUCGAAAGAGCAAUUGAAAGAAUUAAUCUAUGAGGAAAUCAUGCGACCAAUAUAA
Paraglomus occultum is the source of this 1065-nucleotide messenger RNA. The record is from the annotation of a GenBank genome assembly. NCBI's taxonomy places the organism in Eukaryota, Fungi, Glomeromycota, Glomeromycetes, Paraglomerales, Paraglomeraceae.